AUGGGGUCGCGCGAGGUGGAUUCGCGGGUCUGUGCCGUCAACCUGCCUCCUACACGGCCCGUAGGCGGCGCGCGUGCAUCACCCAGCUCUGCUGCGUGCCUGCCUAUCGGCAACGACGGCAGCAGCGGUGACGCCACGAACAGCAGCGACCAGCGCGAUGGCGAUGCCAGAAGCGGCGCCAACAUGCGUGCUGCUACAGCCGCCAUUCCCCGCUCCCUGCGGCCUAUCCGCGUCCCAUCCUCCUCAGCCGCCGCCCUUCCCCCGGUUCCCCCGUCCUCCCUGGCCCGCGCCGCGAUGGCUUCAGGAGGAUUCGCCGAAUCGAUCGCCGCUAGUGGCGGAGGCGCCGAUCUCGAUGGCCGCGCCGGUGGGCUCAAACUUAACGGUCAAAACGACGGCUCGCAUAUCCGCGCAGGCGACGCGGCGAAUCUGAGUUUUGGGCGAUGGUGCUCCGGAGACGCAGCGGAGGCACGGAGUAGGCUCAGUGGGUGCAGCAGCAAAGAGAGCAGCGAUGUGGACGCGGGCCAGGGGCGAGGUGACGAUGACGCCCGUGCUCCUGCUCCCCGUGCUGCAGCUGCUCCCGCCCCCACCACCGUCGCUACUGCUACGACGCAUGGCGACGCCUCUCACGGCACGCGCGAGGGCGAUGGUGGCGAGUCGUGCGGGGCGCGUGGCAAUGGGGGCGGGUGGCCGAGGGGCGGUGGUGGGGCGGAGAGUGACGCUGCGGGCGGGACGAGGGAGGAGGGCAGGCGUGGUGAGGCGAGCGAGCAUGCAGGCGCGCGAGGGCGUGGCGGAAUGGGCUCAGGGCCUUGCGCGGACAGCACGGUGGACGUCGGUAGCAGCGCGCGCGGUGGUGGUGGCAGGGGCGCGUGGCAGUUUGACGACGGCGUGACAGGUGACGGCGUGUGGCCCGUGGAGCAGGAUGCACUGUGGGCAGCGCCAGGGGGGUGCGCGCACAGGGGGAGCGCGCGGGGGAGUGCGGAGGAGAGAGGGGGCGAGAGAGUGAGUGAGAAGUCGAGUGGGAGCGUGUGGUGGGUGGAAAAAGAGAUGUGCAGAGGAGAGGAAGUGGCGGGAGGAGGUGGGGGAGGCGGCGAGGUGGAGAGGCGCGCGAGGGUGGAUGUGGGGGGGCGUGCAGAUGCGAGUGCGGAGGAGCGCGAGUACUCGUUGCUGUGCCACUCGCCCAGAUACGCCGCGUAUCGAGACCGAAGGUCGUCGGCGCAGCAGGUGCAGGCGAGUGCGUCAUCGCUGCUGCACGAGGCGCAGGUGCGUCGCUUCCGCUCCACGCUGCGCUUCCUGGGGCUCGACACGUCGUCGCGGCGCUGGGCUGUGCUCACGUGGGGCAGUGGCGUGGCGCUGCUGCUCGUGGUGCCGUGCGGCCUCUACGCCUACGUGCAGCCCGCCGACCACCUCCCCCAACACCAACUGCCCUUCCAGCUACUCGUGCUGCUGCUGCACAACUCGCUGGGCGUGGUGGCGUUUCUGUUCCUGCGGGCGGCGCUGCGCACACACGGGCUGCACGCGGUGCUGUUCCUGGACUCCGCGGCGCAGGAGGACGAGGCGCUGCAGGCGCAGUACUUGCACGCCCUGCAGGUGGGCAUGCCGCCACACACCGCACAGCACCACAUAAGGGCAUGGGGCACUCUGGGUGGGAAGGGUGGUGGGAUGGGGGUUGGUGCGGGCGGUUGGGGGGAUAUUGUGAGGUGGUGGCACGGUGAAGGCAUUCCAAGUGCAGUGAAGUGGCAGAGGGCGCUCUCUUCAUCCUUAGACUUAGCCAGCAAGGUGUUUGCCUCGCUUCGCUGCAGCAUCACUGACCAGCGUUGUCUGUAG
Molecule: messenger RNA, 1824 nt
Organism: Closterium sp. NIES-65
Lineage: Eukaryota; Viridiplantae; Streptophyta; Zygnematophyceae; Desmidiales; Closteriaceae
Source: the annotation of a GenBank genome assembly